Molecule: messenger RNA, 2128 nt
Organism: Erythranthe guttata (spotted monkey flower)
Lineage: Eukaryota; Viridiplantae; Streptophyta; Magnoliopsida; Lamiales; Phrymaceae
Product: RING/U-box superfamily protein
Source: RefSeq, a predicted model, not a curated record
UCGAAAAUUUCAAAAAACAUUAUUGAAGCCCUAAUUUCGUUCUUACCAACCCAAAAGCGUCGUGUCACCACAUCGUGCUGCUUCGGCCACCACCACCGCUGCCGGAAAAACCGAAUUCCCAAUCAUCUCUCGCCGGUGAAGUCCACCACCACCGGCGACCCUAGGUUCGAUUUGAGCGAAUCGAGCAAGUGAAGAAGACUAGACGCCCGAAUCUACUCUAGAGAUUUUAGCACGAGUUUGUUAGUAUCUUUUAGUCCUUAUGGGGCUGUGCAUAAUUUUCUGCAAUAAGAAGAAUAAGAAAGAAGAAGAAGAGAAAUAAUGAUCGCUGGCUGGUGAUGACGCAUCAGCACCAGAAUCAGAGCAAUCCUCCCGCGCCCAAUUCUGAGGCUAUUUGCAGUAAUAGAUCAUCCCACAUUCACAAUCACAGUUACCGUUUGCCUUCGCCUUGUCCUCUCUCUUCGGACUCUCCAUGUAGAAUUCGACUUUCCGAUAUUUUGCCCUACGAUGGACCCCCAAUGCCCGCCUACUUACGGGCCCUUGACGCCUUGUCCACCUCCCUAGACCGCCACAACGCCGCCAUCAUUGAGCUUUCCCCUGAAGACUCCGCCCUUCUUCGAUGCGCAAUCGAUUCCUCACGUCUCUACUUUCGCACCAGGAAGGGUGGUCGAGGUGUUUAUACCUACAGGGCUGGAAGGCCUCUUGAAGAUGUGGAUUCAUCUCCUCCGUGCAUGGCUGACAUUUUUAGAUGCAUGGGAAAGGCAGCUCGUGCUGCUUUAUGUGCGAUAGCAAGACAUCUUCGUUUGCGAAGCGAUGUUUUCAAUCACUUGCUUGACGAUAGCCCAUUGCCUGCUAAUGAGGCGUCUUCGUCAGUUCUUGUUGCAACGUUCUCCCAGAUUUCAUUGCAGCAAGGAAAAGUUGCAACUGGGGGAGGGAAGAUUGCAGUCAGUUGUGAAGUGGAGAAGGGUCUGUUAAUGCUGAUUUCCUCAGAUGCCCCUGGUGUUAUGGUUUGUGAUAACAGUGGGCGUUGGUACCAAGCAGAUAGCUGCAUGGCGCCCGGGGAACUCUUACUUGUUACUGGAAAGGCUCUCAGCCAUGCCACUGCAGGACUGCGACCUGCUUCUUCAUACCGGACUAUAUCUGACAAUCUUAUGAUCCCUACAAAUGGUGGAAGGACAUCGUUGAUAUUUCGGCUAAUGCCACAAGGCAAUGCAAUACUAGAUUCUACUCCGAUUGCGGCAGCUGGGCAUGUAAUUCCUCAGAGCUAUGGGCCUAUAUCUGUAAGUCAGUUUAUGGAUGACCUUUCCGCUGAGGAAGAUGUCUUGUGUAACCAUAAUGAUAAUACUUAUGUACCUGCAGAUAAUUUGAAUAUGGAACCAUCAUUGAGAACUGUGCUCUCCGAUUCCUUAUCUGGCGCAUUCCUUGACGAUGCUAUGCUAGUUUCCUGUGGGCAUUCAUUUGGUGGUCUAAUGCUGAGGAAGGUCAUUGAAACGUGCAAAUGCAUACUCUGCAAUUCUGAAAUUGAGGGUGGGUCGUUGAUCCCUAAUCACGCUUUAAGAGCUGCAGCUCUUGCAGUGAAGCAAGAGGAUGAUCGCAGACUAUUUCAUAAUGCAACUCUCAGGAAACGCAGGAAGGAGGCAAGUGAGCACAGGGAAAAUGGUGAUAUUACUCCAGAAAAUGGGUUGAAUAGAGGUGUACAAUAUCCUUUCACAGUUAAUGAGAAGGUUGUUAUAAAGGGUAACAGACGGACACCUGAUAAGUUUGUUGACAAGGAAGCGGUGAUUACGUCGCAGUGUCUGAAUGGAUGGUAUUUACUUAAGAUUAUUGAGAGUGGAGAAAAUGUUCGGUUACAAUACCGUUCCUUGCGAAAAAUCUCAAUUUCCCAUGAUUCUGAGCGGAGAUGUGUACCGCAACCAGUUCUGAGUAGCAGCUGAUAAGCCUGUUUUUGUAAUCUGUAAUGCAUAUCAUUAUUUGGUUAAUUGUUGUUUAGCUAGAUUUAGAAGUAGAAAAGGUCAGAAGUCUUUAGUGUCGGUAACUCUAAUUUUCUUUUUAUUUUUUGAUAAGUAAAGGAACAAGAGUCCCCGUUCGUAGUGGUACAAUGAUCACACAGCUAUCUAUCUGAUACAUAUAC